Molecule: messenger RNA, 5022 nt
Organism: Chlamydomonas reinhardtii
Lineage: Eukaryota; Viridiplantae; Chlorophyta; Chlorophyceae; Chlamydomonadales; Chlamydomonadaceae
Exons: 12
Coding region: 182-4315 (1377 amino acids)
Biological process (GO): photomorphogenesis; phosphorelay signal transduction system
Molecular function (GO): protein binding
Source: RefSeq, a predicted model, not a curated record
GACGGCAGACUUAUAGACGCCGGCGUGCCGUCCUUGCCCAGCGUGGACCCUGGGGACAUUCAUGUGUUGCUGGUUGAUGAUGAGGUGGGGCACGGUCGCGCGCUCAUGCGUGCCACUCGUCUCGCAAUUCUGCAACGCGCACGUCUACGAGCCCUUCGCCCAUUAAUUGUGCAUGUUUGGGAUGCGCCUCACGCGGCUGGUGGUUGGGAACCUUUUGCGGGCGUGCAAGUACAAAGUCACCAUCGCCGAGAGCGGCACGCAGGCCUUGGAGGUACUGUCCAAAGCCGGGCCGGGCGCCUUCCAGCUCAUAUUGACGGAUGUGAUGAUGCCAGACGUGGGCGGAUUGGAGCUGCUGCGCUUCGUGCGCUCACACCCGCACCUCAGCAACGUUCCCGUCAUCAUGAUGUCAGCCAGUGAGGCGCAGGAGACCAUGUGCGCGGCGCUGUUGGGCGGCGCGGAGGAGUACCUGGUGAAGCCGGUCACGCGCAAGGAGGUCCAGAACAUCUGGACCCACGUCAUGAAGCGCUUCCACGCCGCGUCCGUGCAGCCCGCGGCGGUGGCAGCUGAGGUGGGGUCGAGUGAGCCGGCGACUACGGCGGCGGCGCCUGGUGGUCCGGCUGGCGCGCCGGGGUCCACAGCUGUGGCGGGCGUGGCGGCGGGCGCGGGCGCAGCAGGCGGCCAGCACCUCAUGAGCCUGGGCAUGGGCCUGAGCGCAGGGCUGGGCCUGCCUCCAGAGGUGGCGCGGGACGUCAUGCGCGCGGCCGCGCUCGCCGCCAGCACCACCGCCCACCACCACCCGGGCGCUGGCGGCGGGUCCGGGAGCGGCGGCGGAGCCAUGGACGCUGGCGGCGGCGGCGCAGGAGGCGGCGGCGGAGGUGGAGGAGGAUUGCCGGAUGAUGCAGCAAUGCGGCUAGCGCUCAUGAACGGUAUAUCCCACACCAACACGGCGGGCGCUGCUGUUGCCGCUGGCGCGGCUGCAACUGGGGCUGCUGCGGCUGGUGCUACUGCCGCGCCUGGCACGGAUCUGGCCGCUGCAGCUGCAGCGGCGGAGGCUGUAGCAGCCGGCGGUGCGCAGACCGGGUCAGCACGAGGUGGCGUGGCAGGGCCGGGGCCGGGGUCGGCAGCGGCAGUAGCAGCCGCUACAGCUGCGGUGGCGCCGGGCGCUGAGGUGAGCAAGGUGAACCUGCUCAAAUGGCUGCGGCGGCCCAGUCGGACUGUGCAGCCCAAGGAGAGCUUCUGGAUCUUCUGUGAGGUGCUGCUUCUGCUGGAGAGCUGCCAGGCGAGCCAUGGCGCCACGGCACGUGCGUGCGGGUUACGGCCCAGCCGCAUGGUGUUGUACAGCAACGGCCGUGUGGCGUUCGUACAGCCGCCUCCCUCAGCAGCGGCGGCUGCUACAGCCGGGCAACAGCAGCAGGUGGGGAAAGCUGGCGGCAACAAUAAAGACGGUGGUGGAGGUGGCGGAGGAGGAACCGCAGGGACACCGGAUGCGAUGGAGGGAGUGGAGGGGCCGGGCGCCGCUGCCGGCGGCGAUGCCGCCGGCGCUGCUACAGCCACACCCAACGGCAACGGCAGUACGCCAGCGGCUACAGCCGCCGCGCCCGCGGACGAGGAGGAGGCUCUGUACCGAAGCCCAGAGGAGGAGGCGGCGGGACCGGGUGCAACAGCCGCCGCUGUCGCUGCUGCUACUGCCGCCAGUGACAUGUUCAGCCUGGGGCUGUUGUUCCUGGAGCUCUUCUUUGCGGCGCCGGGGCCGCAGCAGCGCGCGGAGCUUCUCCGGGAGGCUCGUCAGCGGGUGCUGCCUCCCGCCUUCAGCCGGUCCCAGCCCAAGGAGGCCGCCUUUACACUGGCGCUGCUACAUCCCGACCCCGCCUGCCGCCCCACACUGGCAGAGCUGCUCUCAAGCGCCAUGUUCAGGGCCACAACCACCAGCCUGCGAAAGCGGGCCGCGGCGGCGGCAGCAGCGGCAGCAGCAGGGGCUGUAGCAGCGGGUGGCGCGGGGGCGCUGGGAGGUGAGGCUGCAGGGCAGCAAGGCGGUGCCGGGGCUGGGGCCGGGGUGGCGCCGGGGGGUGCAGCGAAGCGCGCGGCGCAGCAGCAUGCGCCCGGGCGAACGCCGGGUGCGGCGCCGGCAGCAGCGAGUGCGGCGGCAGCGGCGGCAGCGGCAAAUGGAGCGGCCGCGAGGCCGGGCGGGCACACGGGGCGCCACCGGCUAGCGAACGGGAGCGGAGUGGUGGCGGAGGCAGCAGAGGCCGCGUCAGUGCAGCUGGCAGCAACAGGUGCCGCGGCGUCGCCCAGUGUUGCGGCGGCGACCGCCAACGGCGUGCACGCGGCGCCGCCAGCCGCACCCCACGCGCCACACGCCGCGCCGGCUGCCGCACCAGCACCCGCGCAACGCCCGGCCCCAGCCGCCUCCGCCUCCGCCGCCCCAGCCACCCUAACCACCACGGCUCCUGGCUCUGGCGCUGGCCCGCCGCUGCGUGUGGACGACGCUGUGCUGCUGGAGUUCCUCCAUACGCUGCGGAAAAGGAAGCUGGCGGAGCUGGCGGCGGUGGACUGCGAGCUGGGAGCCUUCACCGCAGACGCCAACAUGAUUGAGCAGUACCUGCUGUACCUGGCGCAGGCCAGGGCGGCCAAACGCUUCCACCGCAACGCCAACGCCAGCGGUGCUGGCGCGGGCGCAGGUGCGGGUGCGGGUGGCGCGGGCGCGGUUGCGGCCGCGGGCGCGGAGCAAGGCGCGGGCGGGAGCGGGGCGGCGGAGGGGGACGCGGCGGCGGAGGAUGGCGCGGUGGUUGCCAGCACCUCUGCAGCGGCGGCGGCGGCGGCAGCCGCCGCGGCCGCCAUGCCGCCGCCAGCGCACAACGCGGCCUGGUACGAGCAGCACCAGGCCGCUCAGAGCAAGUGGGUGCGCAUCGCGGCCAAGUACCCGGCCCUCGAGUCCGUGUUCGUGGAGCGCCGCGGCAGCACAGCCGCCGCCGUCGCCGCGUCCGCCGCAGGCAGCGGCGCCGCCGGCUGGCCUCGCGGCGGCUCCAUGUCUGGCACCACCGCCAGCGGCGUGGUGGCCACGACGCCGCGGCACCGUCACGCGGACGCAGGCGGGUUGCCGGAGCCGCUGCUGCGCUUCGCGGAGGACCUGUCCGCCUACGCCACCUUCACCUCGCUCACGCCUGUGGCGUCGCUUCGCUACGGCGACCCGCCGGCCGUGAGCCACAUGGUGGCGGGCGCCGCGUUCGACCGCGACGACGAGUUCUUUGCGGUGGCGGGCGUGAGCAAGCGCAUCAAGAUCUUUGAGCGCGAGGCGGUACUGCAGAGCAACAUUGUGGGCGCGCACUACCCGGUGCUGGAGAUCAGCAGCCGCUCGCGACUAAGCUCCGUCACCUGGAGCGGGUACAUCAAGGGCCACCUGGCGUCUGCGGACUACGAGGGGCUGGUCCAGCUGUGGGACGCCAACACCAACACCGAGCUGCUGUCCUUCGAGGAGCACGGCAAGCGCGUGUGGAGCAUCGACUUCUCGCAGGCCGACCCCGCCCGCCUGCUCAGCGGCGGCGAUGACGGCUUGGUCAAGCUGUGGUCCAUACAGCACGAGGCCAGCACCUCCACGCUGGACCUCCGAGCCAAUGUCUGCUCCGUACAGUUCUCCCCCCACUCGCCGCACAUCUUCGCGGCCGGCGCCGCCAACUACCGCAUCUUCCUGUACGACCUACGGCACACCGCCCGCGCGCUGCACGUGAUGCCGGGGCACGGGCGCGCGGUGUCGUACGUCCGUUGGCUCUCGCCAACCGCCCUGGUGUCCGCCUCAACCGACAACUGCCUGAAGCUGUGGGCGCUGGACCGACUAGGUCCGGACGGACUGCCGCGAUGCGUACAGACGUUCCGCGGCCACACCAACGAACGGAACUUUACGGGCCUGUCGGUGUCGCCAGACGGUUACAUCUGCUGCGGCUCGGAGAAUAACCGCGUGUUCUGUUACCACCAGAGCAUGCCCAUGCCGGUGGCUAGCUACGACUUCGCAAGUGGCGGCGGCGGCGGCGGCCUGGGCGGGCUGGGCGGCGUCAGCGGCGGCGACAGCAUGCUUGCGGGCGGCGUCGGCGGCUCAAUGGUGGGCGGUGGGUUGGGCGUGGGCGGCGGGGCGGGCGACACAGCUGCGUCGGGGGCAGCGGGAGACGGCGGUGGCGGUGGAGCCGGUGGCGCGGGGGCGGGCGGCGGGGGCUCGUCAGCGCCGCCGGGGCAGUUCGUGUCGAGCGUGUGUUGGAGCCGGCGCAGCAACUUGCUGCUUGCUGCCAACUCUGUGGGCGCAAUAAAGCUUUUCACGCUCAGCUGAGCGUUGUUGGUGACCACGCGGCGGAGGGCUCAGGUGCAAAAAUGGUGGUUCAGGGCCUCUAUGCGGGGUGCGCAGGUUGCAAGUUGAUAGCACCAUGUGAUGUUGUGGACUGUUGCCAUAACGCAGCCACACCUGGCGUUGAGCCCCCAUGGUGCGGGCGGAAUAAACUGGUGCGGGUACGGCACGGGGUCGCAGGUCUGGUUGUCUGGUUGAUACUGCCGGACAACUAGCUGCAGUCUGUUGAUGCAUGCUUGCGGUGCGAGCCGGAACUGAUGAUGACAAUGACGAUGAGGUGGUGAUGAUGCACGCAUUCUUGCGCUUGCGGUAUCACGAGAGAAGACAGUCCGAGCUGUUGUGCGUAGUUAUUUAUGCCACUCAACAAAGGGUUUCAUACAGAUUUCGUAGGUCAGGAGUGCGGAGGAGGAGGACGCGGCUGCGCAAGUGACAACAAGGAAUAAAAGAUGCAGGUAGUGUUGUAGAUGGCGGUGACAGUGACAGGGCAAACGUUUUUGUGGGGUAUGAAUGCGACGUUACAAGGAUGGACAGUCCGAGUAGCCAUGUAGCUUCGGCGUUUGGGGCAGCAGGGCAGCACGAUUGAGUAGACUGCUUGGUGACCUGCGGCCGUGCCUGCGGCACGCAAGCAAACCGCAACCAAUCGUGCGUCAGGCCGCCGUGCACGAUAAUGGAACAUGGUAACUUUGUGUCGA